AUGGCAAAUACACCAUGCAAGAUAUUCAUAAACAAUUUACCGACAGAUAUGGAUACCAAUGCAGUAUUUAAAUACUUUUCAAGAUAUGGUGAGAUUCUAAAAGCUUUUGUGAAGUGUGGACCUAAUGGAGUUUCUAGAGGUCAAGCUUUCAUUACAUUUAAAAAGAAAUCUUGUGCACAGGAUGCAAUAGAAGAUUUAAAUGGUGCAAAUUUCGAAGGAAAAAUCCUCAAAGUUGCCGAAGCAUUCACUCAAACCGAUUAUGUUAAGGAUCCAAGAGUUAAAGGUAAACUUCCACCGUUUGAACUUGCUCCUGAUAUUAUGAUAACUCCAGAAAUUAGUCAAUACAAGAAUAUGUUAGAACAACUUAAGCAAACUAUUAUUCUCGCAUCCCAAAUGUAG
Molecule: messenger RNA, 399 nt
Organism: Trichomonas vaginalis G3
Lineage: Eukaryota; Parabasalia; Trichomonadida; Trichomonadidae
Product: RNA binding
Exons: 1
Coding region: 1-399 (132 amino acids)
Molecular function (GO): RNA binding
Source: RefSeq, a predicted model, not a curated record